Armigeres subalbatus is the source of this 4931-nucleotide messenger RNA. Its product is annotated as myosin-9-like. The coding region runs from base 248 to 4792 and encodes 1514 amino acids. Lineage: Eukaryota; Metazoa; Arthropoda; Insecta; Diptera; Culicidae. The record is from RefSeq and is a predicted model, not a curated record. The transcript is spliced from 26 exons.
UUUUGGUUUUGGAUGCUGCGCGAUCGGCGCGAUCACCAACACCAUCGCGUACGCAUGCUUGCUUGCGUUUUCGCCGAGCGAGACGGUCUCGUUGUUCUCGCGUAUGCAUUCACCGUCGUCGUCGUCGCAACAAGUACCUUGAAUGUAAACAAAGUAGCCAGUGGUUUAGUGCUAUUUUCUCCAUUUUCGUCGCUUCCCAACGAAAGUGCUGUCAUAUACAGUCGCCUUCUUCGCACUGGAAGGCACGAUGGAUUCCGGACUCGGUAAUUCUUCGGUUGAAGAUGUUGCCACGGUUGAAGGUGCUGCCGCUGCUAUCCCCGUCGAUCCGGAGCACCCAGACGAGGCCGACCAACAACAAGAACACCAGAGGCUGUCAGCAGAGGGGGGAGAUUGUGUAAGAUGCGGCGAAACUCGGGCACUGGAUGUCGGCCUGGUGGAACAACUAAAUCUGUUGCUGGAGGGACGCCUUCGGAUAGCGGAGGAGCAUGGAAAUGAAAGUGACUUCAAGAUAAAACUCUAUGAGGACUGGGUCAAGCAGCUAAGGUUGUUCAACCUGGAUUUGGUAGCGACUAUCAACGAACUGCAAGAAACGUGUAAAGAUCGUAUUGUUUUGAUGAGGGCAAUGUACAAGAAAAAUUUGGCACGACUUGGACCACAAGCGCUACAACGAAUAGAAAACGAUAGGGACAGCCUUGUGGAGGUAAUACGAAGAGCAAGCACCACCGGAAGGUGGGAUAUGAGCGGUAUUAAACUUAAUGACAUUAGCUUGGAUCAACUUUUUGGCGAAAAGGCUGUAACUGGCGACUCGGUUCCAAAUGAUGGUGCCGCUACAAAUGGGCCUACGAUUUCCGUAAAUUUGGAAGUGUCUUCCAAUUGUCAGCUUGAAAACCCUCAGAUCGAAGAUUUGCAGAAACAACUCGAGGCAAAAGAAAGACAAAUAAAGUAUCUAGAAAAGAUACUGCAACAACAAAUACCAAAUAUUAGUAGAGAUUCGGAUGAAACUGAUUUGGACUUCCGUUCAGGAUCAAUGGACCCACCAUUGCUUCAAGAACUAAAGCAAACAAUAGAACAAAAGAAUCAAGAAUUACGUAACCAGUCAAGUCAAAUACAUGAUCUGCGUGAGGAAAACAAAAGCCUUAGAAGUAAAAUUGAAGAAAUGGACCUUUCAUCGCAGUUUGAUUCUGAUAUGUCGGUAUCGAUGAUCGAGUUCAAAGCGGAAGACACGGAUACAAUGAAUAGUAAACUAAUGCAGCUACUGCAAAAUCAGUCACGCUUGAAAUCCGAGCAACUAGAAACCCUUGCCAGACAGAAUGAAGAGCUUCGUAAGGAAAUCGGUGACCUGAAAGGCAAAUUCAAACAACAGUCAAACCGCGAUAACGAGUCACUGAUCAAUGAAAUUAAAGACCAUUAUGACAGAAAUUGUCAGCUGCAGAAAAAGCUCAAUGACGCUGAGCGGUUACUGCGGGAGGCCAACUCCGCGGUAACCCAUCGGAAGAAAGUGAUUCAUGCUCUAAGACAGGACAAUGUCGAGUUAAAGAAGUCCCUCACAAUACCAUCGAACCCAGCACUGCCUCGAUCGGUUUCGAAUCCCAACAUGGAUUCCGUAUCGAUAUGUUCAUCCGAGUCAAGUACCUCAUUCGGAAGUGCAAAUUCUGACUCAUCAUCAUCGACCGUACUGUUACCUUCAAGUUAUUUCGAAUCGAAGGAUAUGGAUCAAAUGGUAAAAGGCCUUCAAGCAGAAUUUCAGGAAACCAAACAAGCUCAGGAGGACAUAAUUGCCGAGCAGCGCGCCCGGUUGGAAGCAAGUGAUGCUGAAUUGAAAGUUUUGCGCAAGGAUUACGAGAACAACGAGCGUAAGUUGUUCCAUAUCCGAACGGAGAUGAGAAGACUGCUUGCCGAAGUGAAUGAACACUUCAAAAAUCAAAUAACACUACCACGCAGCAUAGAGGAAUUUCUUUCCCAACCUGAUGUACAAGAUGUCAAACACGUCAUUGAUUUGCUUAAGCAAUACCUGGAUCUUAUCAUGAAAAGGCACAUCGCUGUUACGAAGGAUCGUCAAGAAUUGUGUCAGGCAGUCGAUGAUGCAAAACGGAAAUUUAUUGAUCUACAGCACGAAAAAGAACAGUGUGAGUAUCGCAACGAGAUACUCAUGUGCGAGAUUAGUGCGAUAAACAAUCAGGCAUCCAUCGAUACCGACGAGAAAGAGACUUCCAUCGACUCCGACAUCCUCUCAGUGGACAAUGACAUUAUACAGGCCAAUGAGACCCUUACUGCCCAACGGAUACGAAUGCGAACUGUUCUGCGUGAUAUUUCAGCGGAAAUUGCUUCUCUGAUAGGAAAGAAUCUGUCAAACGAUUCCAUAAGUUCGCUGUCGGAGCUCGAUGCCACUCCGUUGCACUUUUUAAUCACCGAUUUGAAGAAGGAGAUCGAGUCCAAGGAUAAGGUUCUGAGUGAAGAUAAGCGUUACAUUAGCCGGUUGGAGCAAGAUGUGCGAUCGCACCUGAAAGACUUGCAUCGGCUAAAGCUGUGCCAGGAAACGAUGGACAGCGAUCGGAUGAGUUAUGAGAAAAGUAUAACCAAUUUGCAACGGGCCUUGCACGAUCACGAUGAAACGAUUUCGGCACUCAAACAGCACAAUGUUGAACUCCAACACCAUAUGGAAGAUUUGGAAGACACUCUGCAGAAAUACAAGGAGAGUAUUCGGCGGUUAGGUGACGAAAAGGCAAGCUUAGAGGAAGAGUGUAAAAAUCAACUGAUAUCCAUCUCUAAUCUUCGUACGGCCCCGGGGGGAAAGAAACGGAACGGCAGCUCUUCUGUAGCCAACUUACAGGAAGUUAUUGAGUCAUUAGAAUCGGAGGUAGCGUUACUUGGAGAACAACUAAACCAGUCGUUUCGUGACAAUCUUAACAAGGACAACGAUUUAGACCAAUACCGUGACUCCAAUCUGCAUCUGCGUUGUCAAAUAACUGAGCUGACGCGCGAUUUGAACGAUUUGAAGGAUAUCGCUAUGCUGGUUGACGUGAAAAGGGAGCUAGAGGGGCAAAAACAGCGGCACCUGACGCAGAUCAAAAAUGAAAUGAACAACAUGCAGUCGCAGAUGGCAGAGCUGAAGAAGGAGAUCGAUUCUCGGCAGCGCGACUGCAGCUAUUACACCUUCUUCCGGCAUAAGUGUGCGGAACUGGAAAUGGAACACCAACAGGAACUUCAACGGAUGCGUAGCGACAUCGAGGCGCUGAGUGCUCAGCUGAUGGACGACAAAGAAGCUAGCAUACAGCAUGACCAAUUAGUGCGGGAAUCAAAUAACUUGCAGAACACAAUUCUGGAACUGAGUAAUCAGAAUGAAAUGCUACAAAAAGAAGUUCAGUCCUAUCAAAAUGAAGUGGAAAACCUGCAGCAAGAAUAUAGUACAUCAAAAUUUCAGUUCACAAACUUGAACCAAGAGUUGGAAAAUUUGAAAGCAUUGUGUAGUGAGAAAGAUAGUAAAAUUAUAAGUUUAAACUCGGAGCGUGAUAAGUUACAAGGUGAUCUAAAUUUACAUAAACGGAUGUGCAAAUGCGGCUUCAAUACAAAUGUAAAAGAACGGUCGAAGACACCGGUAUCACAUUCACUGCAGAAGCAAGUUGUGCAGAAGACACUGGAAGCAACGAAAGCGUCGGAUGCGUUGAAACAACGGACUGCGGACUUUAAAAGGUUAGAGAACCAGUACGUCGAGGAGAGAAUACGGCUUACCCAACAGACGACGGAACUAUUUACUCAGAUUGGAAAACUGACAGGCAGAAACUCAAACUUAGAGCAAAGUCUAUCUUACAAGGAAGAACAGAUUGAGCGUUUACAACAGAAUGUUCAGGAAAUCAGAAGUCGUCUAACAGCCAAAUCUGAAAUUGCCCAAACCAUGGAGGCCAAAAAUGCUAGUCUAUCUCAAGCGUGGGAAAAAUACCGAGAAGAUGCCACCGCCCGUGAGAAGAAGCUUAUUGAUGAAUUGAACAGCAUCAAACGUGACUCCCUGAAUCAGCAGACGCAACUUCAGCAGUGCGAACACCAGUUGGCUUGGCAUCGCGAAGAACUGGAUAAACUUCGAGAUAAAGCCGACUCUUUGCUCAAAGAAAGGGACACAUUAAGGCAGCAAACGGAAGAAAUGAGUAAUAAGCUCUCCUGUUCGGCUGGUGAAAAAAGUGCCUCGUGCGAGGUUAUAAAACAGCUUCUGGAAGAGGUAUCAUUCAAAAAAGGACGACUGGCGGAAAUCGAAGACAAUUAUCGUAAGCUAAGCCACGCGUAUCAAAACAUGAAAACCUACAAUGAAGAUCUUACCAAGCAGUACCAAACAGCGCGGAACCAUUUGGAAAACUACAAAGAGCUGGUAGAAUUCAAGCGUCAAACCAUCAAUACGUUGAAGUUGGCGCGAAAAUGCGCCGAAGAAUCACGUCAGCGGGAACGGGACUACGAGCAGAAGGUAGCGGAUCAGAAACGAAUCAUUGCGCAGCUGAAGGAGGACCGCGUGAAGCUGAUGGAAAAGAUGCAGGAGUACCACCGGGAUUCGUUGAUUUUAAAUCGACGGUUGGAAGACUACCAGCAUACGUAUGAGGAUAAUCGAAGAAACUUGAGUACAUCACUGCAUCAAACGUUUUACCCAUCGGAGGUGAACAAACUGGUUCGAUCCAGUAGUGACCCCAAUUGUAAAGAGAGCGACGAGCUACUUCGAAGGUUACAGUAUACCAAGGAUCGAAUCCAUCGAACUAGAGAGUUUUGGUAUCGAGGGAUCAAAGAAAUUUUGCCACCACGGGAUGAAUCGUAAAGAAUCUUUCGGCAGAAUUUCAAAAAUGCAUUUGUAUAGACCUAGUUCAAGUCGAUUUUUCGAUAUAUUUCCGUACAAUUUGUAUUAUAUUUUGAUAUGUUAUUCUGUAUUUUAUAUUGUAAAAAGGCUGUUUUCCUUA